Messenger RNA from Hansenula ciferrii, 954 nucleotides. It is a transcript of the gene MHO1, whose product is annotated as Mho1p. The coding region runs from base 1 to 954 and encodes 317 amino acids. The record is from RefSeq and is a predicted model, not a curated record. NCBI's taxonomy places the organism in Eukaryota, Fungi, Ascomycota, Saccharomycetes, Phaffomycetales, Wickerhamomycetaceae. The transcript has a single exon.
AUGAGUGUUAGAGCGGCUUCUCAUGCUGGAGCAUGGUAUUCGGCUAAUCCUUUAAAACUGAACAAGCAAUUAGAUGAGUACUUGAAAGCAGCUCCACAAUCAGUGGCGGGAGCAAGGUUAUUGAUUGGACCUCAUGCUGGAUAUACAUAUGCUGGUUCUACGCUAGCAGAGACAUAUCAGGCAUGGGAUACCUCUAAAGUCAAGAGAGUUUUCAUUUUAGGCCCUUCACAUCAUGUCUAUUUUAAGAAUGUUGCUUUGUUAAGUGGUGUGGAUGAGUAUGAAACCCCUUUUGGAAACUUACCAGUUGAUAGAGAAGUUGUUGAUUCUUUGAAAAAUAACAAAAUUUUUAAAGAAAUGAGUUUGGAGGUGGAUGAAGAUGAACACAGUUUUGAAAUGCAUGCCCCUUAUAUCUACAAACUGACACAAAAUAUUCCUCAAGGUAUACCAUCUAUUGUUCCAAUCAUGAUUUCACAUUCUGAUGAAAACUUUAAUAAAAAAAUAUCAUCUAUAUUAUCGGAAUAUUUGAAGGAUGAGGCUAAUACUUUUGUUAUAAGUAGUGAUUUUUGUCAUUGGGGGUCAAGAUUCGGUUAUACAGCGUAUACAGGAAAGGGUACCUUAGACGAUUUGAAAGACUUAAGUUAUACUACUAAAGUUCCUUCAGGUGGAUUAAGUAUUCAUAAAUCAAUUGAGUUUUUAGAUAUACUUGCAACAAGAAUUGCUUCAACAGGCUCUUCGAAGGAUUGGAAAGAUUAUAUAAAAGUCACUGGAAACACAAUUUGCGGUCAAAGACCAAUUGCUAUACUGUUAGAAACUAUUGAGAAAGUUAAAGAAGAGGGAACAUAUGAUGAUGACUGGGGGAAAUUUGAAUGGAUUGGAUAUAGUCAAAGUAGUCAAGCCACUUCUGCUCGUGAUAGUAGUGUCAGUUACGCUAGUGCAUUUGCUGUUACUGCUUAA